Aspergillus fijiensis CBS 313.89 is the source of this 442-nucleotide messenger RNA. RefSeq lists its product as uncharacterized. The transcript has a single exon. The record is from RefSeq and is a predicted model, not a curated record. Lineage: Eukaryota; Fungi; Ascomycota; Eurotiomycetes; Eurotiales; Aspergillaceae. Bases 149 to 394 code for a protein of 81 amino acids.
CAAUUGGUAAUUGUGCCCAUACUUGGGUGCCUUGGUCGGGGAUAAUGGUGAAGCGGAUGUUGCCUGGCUCGAGGCGCAUCCAGCAGGUCUUGCCCAGCGAUGAGAGGGAGGCGGUUAGCUCUGUUGGAGUUGGUACGUGGUGUUAGUUAUGUGGACUCGGUCAUUGCGAACAGUGACCUGGUGGUUUGGUUGGUCUAGGCCUUCAGAGCUUCAAGGAAGGCUACCACCCGGAACGCCAAAACGCGGUAGAUGGAGCAGCACGCGACAAGAGGCAAUAAACGUACUGGAGAAAGUCUCCGCAUUGGUGAGUUUAGUUCGGAAACGCAUGGUGAAAUAUCUAUUGCAUGUUUGGGAAAAGCAGGUGGGUUUAUUGUGUAGGCACACCAACAAUUGAUGUUGAUGUUGAUGUUGAUGUUGAGCGCAAGGUAGUGGAUGAAUGCGA